GAACAACCGACGAGGUCGGAGAGGUCAAUCAAAGAACUUUUGGUUUUUGGGCUAUUCACCUAGGUACUUGUCGACUGCUAAACUGCCACUUUCUGCUAUCUUGUCCCCUCCGGUCACAAAUUUCACCUGUUUUCUUUGAACCGUCCCUCAUCAGUUGAAUAUUGUGAUACAAACCACAACCACCUCAUACCUGGCACACAACCGCUUCGAUUCCAGAGUCGCAACUAUGAAGUCUCCCAGCAGCACCUCAUCACUUCGGGGGGUGAUCACUUUUGCUCCUCGAGCCUACCUCUUCACAUCUUCUCCUAUACGGUCACUGCGGCCAUCACGGUCCUUCGGCACUUCCGUUACCUCGAGAAAAGGCGACUCUUCAUCUUCCAAGUCUGCUCCUCCAUCUCCGUUCAACAGUUUCGGUGGCGGACCUGCGCCACCGAGAUUGCCCAAGGAAGAGCAAGAGAUUUUUGAAGCCCUGCAACGUUCAUCGACGGGAGCGUUCUCGACGCCACGUACGCCACCGCCCAAGAUCAAUCAGUCACCUCAUUCCGGACCCGCGGAGGCGGCCCAUGCACAGACGAAAGUGGAAGAGAGGGUGGACAAGAUCCAGGCUGAGUCGGCGAGCAGACAAAAGGAUCUCGGGGACAGCAUGUCCAACUUCAUCAAAGAGCAGUUUGACCGCACCAAGAUCGACGCGAGGGGCGACGGUGAGGAAUUGCACCCCAACAUCGUUCGCGGUGCGCAGCCCGAGUUUGAAGGGGACGUCAACCCAAAGACCGGAGAGGUUGGAGGGCCCAAGAACGAACCUUUGAGAUGGGGCGCGUCAGGGGAAUGGAGCUACAAUGGAAGAACUACGGAUUUCUAAGUAGAGAGGAAAGGUGUGGGAAAUCGUUUAGAGAUGAUCUUCUUUGGAAUAGAGCGCGCCUAGUUUCCCCGUCUGGAGAUUUGUGCUGUAGUUUCUAGAGAAAAAUGACUCGGAUGUGCAAGAGCAAGACACAAGACGCCUUUGCCCAUGUGUUUCCCAGCUCCAGUCCUAG
This is a messenger RNA of Exophiala oligosperma, 1031 nucleotides long. RefSeq lists its product as uncharacterized. Bases 227 to 859 code for a protein of 210 amino acids. NCBI's taxonomy places the organism in Eukaryota, Fungi, Ascomycota, Eurotiomycetes, Chaetothyriales, Herpotrichiellaceae. Gene Ontology annotation, biological process: mitochondrial respiratory chain complex II assembly. The transcript has a single exon. The record is from RefSeq and is a predicted model, not a curated record. Gene Ontology annotation, cellular component: mitochondrion.